This is a messenger RNA of Ectocarpus siliculosus, 3993 nucleotides long. The record is from the annotation of a GenBank genome assembly. Lineage: Eukaryota; Phaeophyceae; Ectocarpales; Ectocarpaceae.
AUGAGGGAACUCGAGGCCGUGACCAAGGUGUUCGCUGACUUCGACCCCGGGGGCGACGUGGAUAAGUUCAUCGACAAGAGGAGGUCCAUGGACCACGUGCCGCUCUACCGCGUGGCGCUGUCCCUCCUCGACUGGGCGGGCAUCUCGGACCAAGAGCCGCAGAAACGCGCCUCUGGCAGCGGGGGAGUCGGGGACGGCGGGGGUGAUUGGGGGACGGGCGGAAACAACUCGCGGCACGCCCGCAGCGGCAGCAUCACCGGCGGCGGGGACGGCAGCGUCAUCAACGGCAGCAGUGUCCACGGCGGCAGCGUUGUCAACGGCAACGGCGGCGUGAGUGCGACCACCCUCCCCGUGGCGACGCCGCUGAGCGACGGGAGGAUGCGGGCCCUGCCUUCGAUGCCGGCCGCGGCGGAGGCGGCGACGGUGUUCGGGCAGAGGGGGUCCGACGAUGGCGACGAGCUCCACGCCUCCCAGGAGAUGGUCGACUUCAGCGGCGUGGAUAGCGCGCGCCUGAGCCGUGGCGCCAUCGAGAGCUCGCUGCACGACGACCGCCAUAGCGCCACCGGCAGCGUCGUCGGCGGUGGCGAUGACGGAGAUCACGCCGUAGGCGCAGACGAGGAUGCGGGCGCGACGUCGGAGGAAGCGCGGCGCAGGGAGAGGGACGAGGCGGCGCGGAUCGAUGCCCUCCUGCGCGGGUUGAUCCCUGACAAGAAGCGGGACGAGGAGGCGGUGGCGGCGGCGGCGGCGGCGGUGGCGUUUCCGGCAACCGCGGUGGCGUCGAGCCCGCGAUCCCCGACGAUGAAGACGUGGGUCGGGGGGGGACAAGUCACCGGGCGGAAGGGGUUUAUCUUGGGCGACGACGAAGACGACGACGAGGAGGAGAGCGACAGCGGCGGCGGCGGGGGUGGCGGCGGGCGGCGAAGAGAUCGUCGCCACAGCAGCAAGACUGCAGCAGAUGGCGACGUCAUCGCCGCCGCAGCAGCGGCGCGGGCGGCCGGAGCAUCCGGCGGCGGCAGUCCAAGAGCACACUCGACCGCGAGGAGGGAAGAGGAUCGGGAUGCUGCAGCUGGCGCUGCCGCGGCCGCCGGCGUCGUCCCCGAGCCCGUGCUGGGAGUGGAAGGGCAGGCGGAGGGAGACGAAGGGUUUGUGGUUGUCGGUGGCGAGGUGACGGCGGAACAGGCGAGGAAGGAGCUCGAGGUCCUCGUGCGGUCGGAGAGCGGGAGGUCUCGGUUCCUACAGGUGCUGAACGAGCGAAGGUCAGAGGCCACAGAAGUCACCCCCGAGGCCUACGACGCGCUGGUCGGCACGCUCGAGGUCUUCCUCGACGGCUGCGGUCCUGCUCCCCCUCCGGCGUCCCUGCUGGCGGCGAGGGCGGCCGGCCGCGGGUGGUCCCCGGCACCGCCGGGCACCCCGGCCCCGUUGAUUAUGGUCCCGCCGUCGAGAAGGGCGGCGUCGGUGGGGGUAGGCCGGCCGCCGUCCGCACCCCCGGCGACCCCGACAACGGCGCCGCUGCUAGCGAGGGGGCCGAAGGAGCGGUCGUCGUCGUCGGUGGGCGGCAGGGCGGACAACAGCAGCAGCAGCAGCAUCAAGCGUGCGCCGCCGGCGCCAGCAUCGGAGAGGGCGCGGCGUUUUUCGUCUGCGUCUCUGAUUGUCAACACCGCGCGAGGGGGGGGGGGCAGGUCGGCGGCCUCACCCCCGGGGUCUCCGCCCGCGGGGGCGUUUGUUGGGCCGGCGAGCCGGACGUGGAGGAGGAAGAGCGGCGCCGGGCUUGAGGCCGGCGGAGGAAGCUACAGCAAGGGCGAGGGCGACGCUAUCGAAGUUUUGGAUGCUCCAGCAGCAGCAGCAGCAGCAGCAGCAGCAGCAUCGGAGGAAGACGAAGAAGAAAGGGCGGACAGCGUCUCGUCCGAAGCUACGUCCUUGUCCUCCUCCCCCGAAGACACGGACGGCGACGGCGGCGGUGGCUCCCCCAGGUCCUGCUUCAGCCUCGGCACCGCGGCGACCUCGGACAGACUGCCGCCGGGCAUGCGCCUGGGCCCGGCCUCCCGAGUCAUCCACGGAAAGCCGCCCGCCGCCGCCGCCGCCGCCGCCGCCGCCGCGGCGCCAGCUUCCGCGACCGCCGUCGCUACCCCGGUCCCCUCCACCCCGCACGUCAUCAAGCCGGGGGGUAGGCACAGCUCGGUAUCCGGCAGGAACGGCGCCCGGCAGCAGAAGAGCACUGGAGCUAACCUUUUCGAGUUCGCCGCGUCGAUCAUGCGGGGCAAUAGCAGCAGCGGCGGCGGUGGUCCGGGCCGGGGUUGGGGGGGGGGGGGUCGAGGUGCUGCGGGGUGGAGCGACGUGAGGGGUGGUGGCCCGGGCGGGAAGGGAGGGGCGACAUCGUCCGUCAGCAUGGGCGCUAGUGGUGUGCGAGGUACCCAAGCAGGCGGCAGUGGUGGAGGAAACAUGGCCACCCCCGGGUGGUUCGACCAGACACCCUUCUCCACUCCCGGCGGCGGCAGCGGCGGCGGCGGCGGCCACUAUCCUGCCCAAAGGGCGACCGCCCAGGGAGCGCUGGCGGAGACGGUGGAGUUGGCCCUCGGCAGGGGGAGAACGACCGCGGCCAGCCGCGGGCAAGGCGCGGGGGGGCUGUUCGAUAACCGUGGGGAGGGGGGGGGCACGGCGGCUGGGAACGGCAUGGAAGGGUACCUUGAUAUCCGGAGCGCGCGACAGGCGAUGAUCUUGGCCAACACGUUCUUCAAGACCGAGAAGGGAGGGGGCUCCGCGAAAGGAGGCGAGGGCGGGGGGGUGGACUCCAAGAGUGGAGGUGGGCGACAGGGCCGGACGUAUCUGCUGAGGGAGCUCCGAGAUCAUCCCCUGUGGAAGCACCCACGGUUCUGGCACGAGGCGCUGAUGCUUGGUGUCAAGGAGCAGCUCCAGGAGGGUCCUGCCAACGCCAGCCGGUGGGACGACCUGCACGGAGAGGCUAGGAGAGAGGCAGUCGCCAGGACGCACAACGUGGUCUUCUCACAGCUCGCGUCGAUAGCCUUCAACAUGCUCGAGUGCGGGGUUGACGGGGCGCGGGUGAGGAGCGACGUCACUCGCAAGUGCAGGGAGAGCCAGCUGGGAGAAGCACAGGUGCAAGAGCUGUUGCGAGACUUGGACCGUCGAAUACGUCUCUCUGACGGGGACCCCGCGGACGAAGGCCUCCAGGCCUACUCGCUCACCUCCCCAGCGCGUGACGGCAAGAACCCCCCCCGAACCGGCACCAUUAGGCCCGCCACCUCCGCCGUAGGCGUGUCGCCUGCUGCUGCGGGGGUGGUGCCCUCCGCCUCGUCUACGAAGACGAAGACAGCGUUCGCCGCUGGAACGCCGGCUGCUGACUCGACCACGGCGAUUGUUCCUGCUCGUGCAAGGUCCAGGUCGGCGGCGGCAGUUGCGUUCUCGCGAUCGUUGGCGAAAGCUACGGGCGACGCCCCCGGCGAUGCGGCGGCGGCGCCGGCGGCGGGGGAGCGGGUCUCCCAGGAUGCAGCAGCAGCAGCAGUAGCGGCAGCCGCCAACCACUCUUCUGUGGAGGGGGCGGCGCACAAAUCCGCCGUCCGCGUGCUGUUUCCCACGGCCGAUGGUAGUAGUAGUAAUAGUGCGAUGAAAGCACUGUCCCCGGGCGGGGGUGCCUCUGGCACCCGCGAGCGAGCUCGUACUUCCGUGUCACAGGCAGCUGGCACCGCUGGCACCCGCGAGCGAGCUCAUACUUUUGUGUCACGGGCACCUGCCACCGCUGGCACCCGCGAGCGAGCUGGUACUUCCGUGUCACAGGCAGCUGGCACCGCUGGCACCCGCGAGCGAGCUCAUACUUCUGUGUCACAGGCAGCUAGCACCGCUGGCACCCGCGAGCGAGCUCAUACUUCUGUGUCACGGGCACCUGCCACCGCUGGCACCCGCGAGCGAGCUGGUACUUCUGUGUCACAGGCGGCUGCCACCGCUGAGAUGACAAAUGACGAGGAGUAUGACAUGCUCUAA